GCCCCGCCCCGCGCUUACCUCGCGAGCCGAGGGCGGUACGAGGGGCGGUGGGGGUGCGGCGCGGUGCGGCGCGGCGGUGAGGCGGAGGCUAGAGUGUGUGGCGGCGCGGGCGCUCAGCAUGGCUCGCUUGGUGCUAGGUCUGAUGAGCUGUACCCUCUUUAUAACAGUUAAUGGUCUGUAUUCGUCUAGUGAUGAUGUAAUUGAAUUAACCCCCUCAAACUUCAACCGAGAAGUUAUUCAGAGUGACAGUUUGUGGCUUGUAGAAUUCUAUGCUCCAUGGUGUGGCCACUGCCAGAGGUUAACACCAGAAUGGAAGAAAGCAGCAACUGCCUUGAAAGAUGUUGUCAAAGUUGGUGCAGUUGACGCGGACAAACAUCAGUCCCUGGGGGGUCAGUAUGGUGUUCAGGGAUUUCCUACCAUUAAGAUUUUUGGAUCCAACAAAAACAAACCAGAAGAUUAUCAGGGUGGCAGAACUGGCGAGGCCAUCGUGGACGCUGCCCUCAGUGCUUUGCGCCAGCUUGUGAAAGACCGCCUUGGCGGCCGGGGCAAUGGCUACAGUUCUGGAAAACAAGGCAGAGGUGACAGUUCAAGUAAGAAGGACGUGAUUGAGCUGACGGACGACAGCUUUGACAAGAAUGUCCUUGACAGUGAAGAUGUUUGGAUGGUUGAGUUUUAUGCUCCCUGGUGUGGACACUGCAAAAACCUAGAGCCAGAAUGGGCCGCAGCCGCUACAGAGGUAAAAGAGCAAACGAAAGGCAAAGUGAAACUCGCAGCUGUGGAUGCCACCGUGAACCAGGUUCUCGCCAGCCGAUACGGGAUUAGGGGAUUCCCUACAAUCAAGAUAUUUCAGAAAGGCGAGUCUCCUGUGGAUUACGAUGGGGGACGCACGAGAUCCGACAUUGUUUCCCGGGCCCUCGAUCUGUUUUCUGAUAACGCCCCACCUCCUGAGCUGCUUGAGAUUAUCAACGAGGACAUUGCCAAGAAGACGUGUGAGGAGCAUCAGCUCUGUGUCGUGGCCGUGCUGCCCCACAUUCUUGACACGGGAGCUGCAGGCAGAAAUUCUUACUUGGAAGUUCUUCUGAAGUUGGCGGACAAAUACAAGAAGAAAAUGUGGGGGUGGCUGUGGACAGAAGCUGGAGCCCAAUCUGAGCUAGAGAAUGCGCUGGGGAUCGGCGGGUUUGGAUACCCUGCUAUGGCAGCUAUUAACGCACGCAAGAUGAAAUUUGCUCUCCUAAAGGGAUCAUUCAGUGAGCAAGGCAUUAAUGAGUUUCUCAGGGAGCUGUCUUUUGGGCGUGGAUCUACAGCCCCUGUAGGCGGCGGGGCUUUCCCUGCCAUCAGCACCAGGGAGCCUUGGGAUGGCAAGGACGGCGAGCUUCCCGUGGAAGAUGACAUUGACCUGAGUGACGUGGAGCUGGAUGACCUGGAGAAGGAUGAGUUGUGAGAGGCUCCGCAAAGACUUCAGCUUUCUUUUCUUGGGAGCAGAUUUUCCUGCAGUGAAGGAACGUCCUUUCCAGUCCGAGGAACCUACCAGUGGCCUUUUUAACCGAGAAGUAACCCUUGACUGGUCAUUAGAAAACACUGCAACAGUGAACUUUUGCGUCUCAAGAAAACAAUGAAAAAUUCUAUGAAUUGUCGUAGCCAGUGAAAUGAGUUGUAUCCUGUCAAGUAAUAUUUUGAAGAAAACUGAUGGGCUGUUGAAGCAUUUUUCCCUCCCUCUGACUUGCUGCUUGGAUGUUCUUGGAGGCUGUUUCUUACAUACAAGUUUUUUAAUGUGAUCCUUUUCAUUUGAAUAUUAAUAGCUUUUUUCCAUUAAAGAAUAAAACAAUAUUUUGGACAAUGCCAAUAAA
Molecule: messenger RNA, 1847 nt
Organism: Dama dama (fallow deer)
Lineage: Eukaryota; Metazoa; Chordata; Mammalia; Artiodactyla; Cervidae
Gene: PDIA6
Product: protein disulfide isomerase family A member 6
Exons: 13
Coding region: 119-1441 (440 amino acids)
Biological process (GO): response to endoplasmic reticulum stress
Cellular component (GO): endoplasmic reticulum lumen
Molecular function (GO): protein-disulfide reductase activity; protein disulfide isomerase activity
Source: RefSeq, a predicted model, not a curated record